UUCCUUCCCGACCUCCGAUCCGGGCCGAGCAGGGUCCCGCGGAGGCGCCGACGUGGCGCAAGGCCUCCUGCCGACCCAGGGUCCGCAGCUGCCCUUAGCGAACCCGCGUGGGGCAGUUCUGUCUGGUGCUGGGAGGGAAACGGCGAAAGGCUGGGCGCUCCCUCGGGAGGCCAGAGUGGGGCCUGGAGUUCCCGUGGGGCCUAGUUCACCGGUGUGGCUGCGCGGCCAAUGAGCGCGCUCUGUGCCCGACGAUGCUCCGCCUCGCGGCCCUCCGCCCUCUCGCGGCGGACACUGGAUCCCGACGCGUCCUGACCGCACGGGUGGCGCGGCCUCGGGGCGCAAGGCCAUGGUACGCGGCAGAAUCUCCCGGCUCUCGGUCCGGGACGUGCGCUUCCCCACGUCGCUCGGGGGCCACGGCUCGGACGCCAUGCACACGGACCCUGACUACUCAGCUGCCUAUGUCGUCAUAGAAACUGAUGCAGAAGAUGGACUCAAGGGGUGUGGAAUCACCUUCACUCUGGGAAAAGGCACUGAAGUUGUUGUCUGUGCUGUGAAUGCCCUCGCACACCAUGUGCUCAACAAGGACCUCAAGGACAUUGUUGGUGACUUCAGAGGCUUCUAUAGGCAGCUCGCGAGUGAUGGGCAGCUCAGAUGGAUUGGUCCAGAGAAGGGUGUGGUGCACCUGGCGACAGCAGCCAUCCUAAAUGCAGUGUGGGACUUGUGGGCCAAGCAGGAGGGAAAGCCUGUCUGGAAGUUACUCGUGGACAUGGAUCCCAGGACGCUGGUGUCCUGCAUAGAUUUCAGGUACAUCACCGAUGUCCUGACUGAGGAGGAUGCCCUAGAAAUACUGCAGAAAGGUCAAGUUGGUAAAAAAGAAAGAGAGGAGCAAAUGCUGGCACAAGGCUACCCUGCUUAUACAACGUCGUGCGCCUGGCUGGGGUACUCAGAUGACACGUUGAAGCAGCUCUGCACCCAGGCACUGAAGGAUGGCUGGACACGGUUUAAAGUAAAGGUGGGUGCUGAUCUCCAGGAUGAUGAGCGAAGAUGCCAACUCAUCCGAGAUGUGAUUGGACCGGAGAAGACUUUGAUGAUGGAUGCCAACCAGCGCUGGGAUGUGCCUGAGGCAGUGGAGUGGAUGUCCAAGCUAGCCAAGUUCAAGCCAUUGUGGAUUGAGGAGCCAACCUCCCCUGAUGACAUUCUGGGGCAUGCCACCAUUUCCAAGGCACUGGUCCCAUUAGGAAUUGGUGUUGCCACAGGAGAACAGUGCCACAAUAGAGUGAUAUUUAAGCAACUCCUACAGGUGAAGGCCCUGCAAUUCCUCCAGAUUGACAGUUGCAGACUGGGCAGUAUCAAUGAGAACCUCUCAGUAUUGCUGAUGGCCAAAAAGUUUGAAAUUCCUGUUUGCCCCCAUGCUGGUGGAGUUGGCCUCUGUGAACUGGUGCAGCACCUGAUUAUAUUUGACUAUGUAUCAGUCUCGGCAAGCCUUAAAAACAGGAUGUGUGAGUAUGUUGACCACCUGCAUGAGCAUUUCAAGUAUCCUGUGGUGAUCCAGCGGGCUUCCUACAUGCCUCCCAAGGAUGCUGGCUACUCAACAGAAAUGAAGGAGGAAUCUGUAAAGAAACACCAAUAUCCAGAUGGUGAAGUUUGGAAGAAACUCCUUGCUGCUCAAGAAAAUUAACUGUACAGCCCCAACACUUUUU
Molecule: messenger RNA, 1700 nt
Organism: Callithrix jacchus (white-tufted-ear marmoset)
Lineage: Eukaryota; Metazoa; Chordata; Mammalia; Primates; Cebidae
Gene: ENOSF1
Product: enolase superfamily member 1
Biological process (GO): carbohydrate catabolic process; amino acid catabolic process
Molecular function (GO): L-fuconate dehydratase activity; magnesium ion binding
Source: RefSeq, a predicted model, not a curated record